Messenger RNA from Elgaria multicarinata webbii, 1245 nucleotides. RefSeq names its product ubiquitin fold modifier 1 (gene UFM1). Bases 69 to 326 code for a protein of 85 amino acids. The record is from RefSeq and is a predicted model, not a curated record. Gene Ontology annotation, cellular component: cytoplasm; nucleus. Lineage: Eukaryota; Metazoa; Chordata; Lepidosauria; Squamata; Anguidae. The transcript has 6 exons. Gene Ontology annotation, biological process: protein K69-linked ufmylation.
CAUCCGGAGGUGACGCACACGCGUACGCUCCGGAAGUGGGAGCGUCAGGAGCCGCCUGAGACGGGACGAUGUCCAAGGUCACCUUCAAGGUCACGCUCACUUCAGACCCGCGCCUGCCGUACAAAGUAUUGAGCGUGCCAGAAUGCACCCCGUUCACUGCUGUCUUGAAGUUCGCUGCAGAAGAAUUCAAAGUCCCUGCAGGAACUAGUGCUAUUAUAACAAACGAUGGAAUAGGAAUAAACCCUGCACAGACAGCUGGAAACAUUUUCUUGAAACAUGGUUCAGAGUUACGGCUUAUUCCCAGAGAUCGUGUUGGGAGCUGUUGACAAGUACAGAGUCCAUGUGCAGCUAGAUAAUAUACACAGCAAACAAAUAGUUCUGUAAGCCUCUUCACUAAGGAAUAAGCCCUUGUACCAUAAUGCAGUGUGUCUUGCAUUUCCCUGUGAAAUCACCAUGUGUCAGUAGUCAACUCCUACUAGGAAAAAAAAGGCUGAAUCUCAUUUUUAGAAAAGAAAAACUUCUAAAUGGGAGCUGUCUUCAGAUAUAUGAAUGCAUUUGCACUGAACCCAUAAUUCCUAAUGGAGCAGGCAUGUGCCCCCAAUACACUGAACAUUGAAGUGAAAAGGAAAACCUGUUCGAGUGAUUGUCCUUUGUGCUCUCUAAGGUAGCCUUCCCCAGCCUGAUGACCUCCAAAAGUUUUGGAGUUCCAGCUUCCAUCAGCCCCAGCCAACAUGGCCAACAAUGAGAAAUACUGGGAGCUGAAGUCCAAAACAUCUGGAGGGUACCAGAUUGGGAAAGGUUGCUCCAGGGAGUUUGCAAGUGUCUCUUACAGCCAUAGUAAAUUUUGCUCAUUGAAGUAUUUGCAUAUGCCAGUUUGGUUUAGAAGAUUUGAUCACAUGUUUAAGAACAUCUAGUUUAAAUAUUGGCUUGUGUGGAAAAGUAUUCAUGAUAUUGUGUUAAUCAAGUAACAUGCUGUGACAAAUGUUCUGACUUAUGUUUCAGUUAAACGUAUUUGGACUUGCAGCUCAAUUAGGAAUUCUCUACUGCAUUCCAGAAACAUUGAUUCAUUUGAAGGCUUAGAUUGCUUUUGGGUUGGAGGAAAAGUUGCAAGUAGGAUCUGUAUGCUUUGAAUAUGCCAACGUUGGUUUGUUUGUUCAGAAUGACAUUGUGUAGUUUCAAAGUGGUUUGUGUUUUACCAAGGAAUGCAUCUUACGCUGGAUGAAUAAUAAAUUAUACUUUAUAUGA